GACGGUCCCGAGGCGUGGCAGGUUCGAAUCCCGCUUCCCCAUUUCCCUGCCUCGAUGUCAGAGGCUUGAGAUCCUUGAACCCUGGCGGUCACCAGCCCUCGCCUCAAAUCCUCGCUUGCCCUCUAUCCUCCAUGAACAGCGACCAUGACAAAGGCAAAGUACAUCCUUUGCAAUUGGAGGAAGCGGUGGUGGCCUGCAAAGGUUUUGACUGCCGGCCGGACUUCCAGAAGGCAAGCGGAUCUGAAGAGCAAGCCGAGAACCCUUCUGGUUGAAAUCCUCUGCCUGAACAAACAGGCCCGUGUGCGCCUCGCAGACAUCAAACCUUUGCUGGAGGAGGACAUCAACAGCAUCGCCUCUCAGUUAGGUGACCAACCCAACGCUUCAAGAGGUCAGAGCAAGAAAAACCGCAAAGUCCUAUAUGAGCUGAUCUAUCGGCAUGCUCUGCGGCAGGCCCUGGAUAUCCUGAGCGGAGGGCGGAAAGGAAAAGCGUCACCCCAGAAGGACAUCCCUGCUGGAGCGUCGCUGGAGCAUCUGGCUAAGUGUCACCAUCUCCAGUCUCCAAGGGACCCGCACGAGGAAGAAAGCAGGGAGGGUACCCUUGAGUGUUGCCUCAGCUCCAAGGCCUCUCCCAUCUCUGAACGGCAGCACCUCGCAGGCUUCGGGGAGGCGGCUGGCCAGCACUGCUCCUUUCCUGAAGCAGCAACGACCGUAACUCCCCAGAAACAGCAGGAGCCGUUGCCCAAAUCUGAUGCAGGCCAGAGGCAGCUGCAGUCCUUUAAGGAGAGGGGCGAGGGGUGCUGCCAAUCUCGUGGCAAGUCUGGCAAGGGCAGCGGCUUCCCAUCGCCAAACAGAAUGAGCACCCCGGCGGCCGCCGCUCGGAAGCGCCGGCCCAGGUUCGCAAAGUCUGGUGCGGAGCCCCGGGUGCGGAAGAAACUGCUGGGCUCCCCCGCCGGAUGCGUUUCAGCUGAACCAGCCAGGGGAGAGGAAGGGGGGACUCCGCCCAGGAGAUACGGCAGCAGGCGCCCAAAGGGAACACGGCAGGAACAAACCUGCACGCGGAAUCGAGGAAGGAAUCGUCCGGGGGACUCGAACUCCUCUGCAGACGACUCUCUUUUGGGAGGCAAGGCGGGGCAAAGGGAGGAUGCGGCCAUCAACGUGAAGCAGUUCCAGUUUCAGGAAUCUGAAGAUGAAGAUGAAGAAGGAUUCGCACCCGCCUCUUCCCUGCAGCUUAGCCCCAUCAGGAGGUACAGUCACAGCCCAGCUUCCGGGGACGAUGAGGACGAGGAACUCCCAAGCAUCCUCUUCCACCCAGAGCCCUGCACCAUCGAAGCCGGGAUGCUGGUUUGGUGCAAGAUGCCAAGACAACCCUUUUGGCCUGCAGUGGUGAAAAGAGUGCAGCAGAAAGCCAGGAAGGCCAACGUCAUCCUCAUCCAGGACAGCUUGGGCAUGAAAUCCAAGGGCUUCUGCACUUCGUUCAGAAACCUGAAGCAUUACGAAUGCAAGGAGAAGGGAAAACUGAUAGCCAAAGCCCAAGAAAGCCACCCUCACGAUAUCGACUGGUGCAUCAAGUUGAUAACAGACUACCUAGUUCGAGUAGGCUGCGAAUCUUUCACGGGGUCCUUCCUGGAGUAUUACGCCCACGAGAUGAGCUACUCUGUCCGAACAGGCGCUCUCCACAAACCGCUGCAGGAGACCUUUCCGGAGAUGGAGGAAGCGGACCCGGGCGAGUCGCCGUCUGAGCCAUCGCCUACUAAGCCCCCCAGGAAAGUCCUCCCGGACCGGGCCCGUGCCGCCCGGGACAAGGCCAACAAGCGCAUUGUUGAGUUCAUAGUGAAGUCCAAGGGGGCGGACGACCACCUCCACUCCAUCCUAAGGAGAAAGAAGCCUUCGCACUGGCUGAGCAACUUCUUCGUCCCCCGGCCGUACCUGUCCUGCAUGGAGAUUUACCUUGAGGAUGACCACCAGCAGGACCUCGUUCUCGAGUACCUGCGAGGGGUUUACCAAGAGGCAGGCCCCAAGGUGCUGCCCGAAGUGAGCAGGGACAGUAUCAAGUUCAUCUUGGACGUCUUGUUCCCCGAGGCGAUCAUCUACGCCAUUUCAGCCGUGGACCAUAUCGACUACAAGAAAGCGGAAGAGAUAUAUUUGAGGGGGCCUCUGGUGAGCCAAAGGGAAAGAGAAAUCUUUGAGGAAGAAAUCCUUGAAAAGAAGAGGAGAAAGAUUCUGCAGAGCAAGAGGCCUCCUCCGGAAGCCAGCCAGUGAAGCCUUCUACACCCACCCCCCGUCCCGGAGGACACAGGACAAGUUCUAUGUAGGGCUUGUGACACAAAAUAGGAAGUGCGUAGUCCAUAGAGGACACCAGAGCUUUUAUUUUUAAAUAUAUGUUUGUCUAUGUAUCAAAUAUUCUGCAAGAAGUUACAUGUGAUUCCUGAACCACCACAAUCCCAUCAGAGCAAAUUGGGCUUUUGUGGCCGUGAAACCCUCUCUCUCUCUCUCUCUCUGCCUCAAGAGCUGCCAAAAAAUA
Messenger RNA from Lacerta agilis (Sand lizard), 2521 nucleotides. It is a transcript of the gene PWWP3A, whose product is annotated as PWWP domain containing 3A, DNA repair factor. The coding region runs from base 145 to 2259 and encodes 704 amino acids. Lineage: Eukaryota; Metazoa; Chordata; Lepidosauria; Squamata; Lacertidae. The record is from RefSeq and is a predicted model, not a curated record. The transcript is spliced from 14 exons.